Triticum aestivum (bread wheat) is the source of this 860-nucleotide messenger RNA. RefSeq lists its product as uncharacterized. Bases 157 to 513 code for a protein of 118 amino acids. The record is from RefSeq and is a predicted model, not a curated record. The transcript has 3 exons. NCBI's taxonomy places the organism in Eukaryota, Viridiplantae, Streptophyta, Magnoliopsida, Poales, Poaceae.
UUUUUGUAAUUCAACAUUCCCCCUCUUGUUGAGCCUAACAGCGAGAUCAAUGGCCAAGUGCAUGUCGAAUUUGAAGGCUUCUCUGUGGUGGAAGACGACGAAGAUGAUUUCUGCUCUUGCAUUUCUGAUGACCUGCAAGAUAAUCUUUCUUAGUGAAUGCUGCUCAAUUGUUUCUAUUCGGCGAUCAUCACUGUACCCUCUGUCAAUCGCCUUCAGGUCUUCAGCUCCGAUAGCCUCCUGAACAAAACAUGGGUCAAAGCUGGAGCAGGGCAUGAUCAAAUCAACAGUCAUGUGGCAACGCAAAACCUACAACCUCAGUCUAAAAUUAAGAGGGAGUAUUUGUUUGCUGAGCAUUUUCGUGCAAAUGAACAUCAACUUCUGGCAUCAAUUUAUUUAUACUGGCUAUGUUGCCUGAAUCUCGCAAUUAGUGCUGCAGUCAUUGCCAGUUCGGCUCAGAGAAUUGGUGCCGGUGCUACUGUUGAAGAUCGGAGCAGAAAAUCGGUGCCUUGCUGAUUUGACGUGCUAUGUAUAUAUAUGGAUCACAAUGAGAUACCUAACUGGCACAACGCUCGCUCGGUGACUAUCAAAGUGGCAGGGGACCUCGGUCUCGCCAUGUCUGUUCAGCUUUUCAGCUUGCCCAGAUAGUUAAGCGAAUCACGGCGGCACAUCAUGAUGUUCUAGCUCUAGCUUUAGCAAUUUUCAGUAGAGGCUUUGUUUACAUGUUGUAGUCUCUGUUUGUUUGCUGCCACCGGCAUGUCUCUCUUCUUGGCUAUUUGUGGCUGAAGAUGUGUUGAUGCACGGCCGCUAGUGUACUGCAAGUCCCGCAAACUGAAUAUCUAGACCAUUUGGGCAUCUCAUCA